This is a messenger RNA of Helobdella robusta, 417 nucleotides long. RefSeq lists its product as hypothetical. Bases 1 to 417 code for a protein of 138 amino acids. The record is from RefSeq and is a predicted model, not a curated record. Lineage: Eukaryota; Metazoa; Annelida; Clitellata; Rhynchobdellida; Glossiphoniidae. The transcript has 4 exons.
AUGUUUCAACUCGGAAGUCACGCCUCGGUGGCUCGGAUAUUAGCAUCAUUUGCUGUUAAGUGUGGCCACGCAGAGUUGCGUGGCGAAUUUGUUCAUUGUCGACUUCCGUGCAGUCAAAAGACCAUUAAAGUCUUCGAGAUCUGUUUUAAAGCCUUGCUAUGCGGUUAUUUGUUCACGAGUGUUGUUAAAUAUUUCAAUAACUCUAUGAAGAUGGUUAUAGCCAGCCCUAUUGUAUCACUCCUUAAGAGAGUGCCAUUCAACACGUGGGAAACGCACAUACUGAAUGGCGGAUACAAACUGACCUGGAGUGACCAGCGGAAGCAAAUGUCCAUUCGAAACGAAAACUUCAUCAAUUUUUUUUUGAUGGAGGCAAAGACGAAACGUCCCUGUGCCUUCUCAAAACCAAGACAAUUUUAA